AUGGAGCGCGCCCGCCACGCGCGGGCCAAGGGCAAGACCCGCGAGGGCGCCGAGGAGAAGAUGACCAGCGGCGACCUCCUCUCCAACCGCAAGAUGUACUUCCUGCUCAAGGCCGCCUUCCCCACGGUGCUGAUAAAUACAGAAGAACAAGUUGAUGAAGAUGACCAGGAGCUAGUUUCCUGGGACCGCACAAUUCCUGAAGAUAUCGAGAGGCAAAUCCAGCCUAAAUUGGUUCAUGCAGAAAGUGUGACCGUGUGGAUCGAUCCAUUAGAUGCAACUCAGGAAUAUACAGAGAAUCUUCCACAGUAUGUUACUACAAUGGUGUGCGCGGCUGUAGAUGGUAAACCAGUAAUAGGAGUAAUUCAUAAGCCAUUUUCUGGAUAUACUGCUUGGGCGAUGGUCAACGGAGGGUCAAAUAUUAAACCCCGUUCUUCCUACAAUGAGCAGACUCCCACGAUCAUUGUGUCCCGCUCACAUGAAGGAGAAGUAAGGCAGGUUGCUUGGCAGAGCUUUGGGAAUAAAACCGUCAUCAUUAAAGCCGGUGGAGCAGGGUAUAAAGUUUUAUCUCUUCUCAACGUCCCAGAAGCACACCAGGAAAAGGCAGAUGUAUAUAUUCAUGUAACGUACAUCAAGAAAUGGGAUAUUUGUGCAGGCAAUGCGGUGCUGAAGGCACUAGGAGGGCAGAUGACCACCCUGGCAGGGGAGGAAAUCAGUUACAUAGGCUCAAAUGGCAAUGAAGGUGGGCUGAUAGCGAGCAUCAAGAUGAACCACAGGGCACUGGUUGAAAAGCUUCCUGUUCUCCCCAAGACAUCACGGAAUUGAAUUCUGAAGAGCGAGUGAGUAAGUCUGCAAAAAGGUAAAUGAAUCUUUGGAAGAUGAUGCAAGUUAAUUUGCUUUUUGAGGACCAUGUCUUGCCAUGGCAGUGUUUAGAAGCAAGAUGAUUGGAGUGCACAAUGGACCUCCUGCUUCGGUGUCAAGCUUUUUAAUUUUUGAGACUGUUUCCUGUCCAAACACUACUGAGGAAUCUAGAUGGGUGCUUGUAAUAAAGGAAGCAUGUGGCAAUAUUGGUUUGGGUGAGCCAUCACUUGUUACUAUAGUAUGCUUUGUAAUGUCUGGCAAAAGAAAAUACUGGGUUUGAUUCACUUGAAAUCUGACAAUAAAUAUUUUUCAUCCCCUUGGGAUACAAAGUCAAGAAAGCUGAAACUUCCUCAUGGUGGACUAUUCUAUAUAUUUGAAAUGAUAAAGGAAACAUUUGGAUCUAUUUUAAUGUUUACUUGAAAAUUCAAACCAGCUUAAUGUGGAUGAGUGUUACUAUCUCUGUGGGUUUUAUUAUAUUUUUAUUAUAACAUUUUUUCUGUGUGUCAUUUAAAAGAAUGGUGUUCACUUGUACUGUUUCAACUACUGAAUAUUGCCAUUAUAAACUGUUAUGUUCCUGAAAUGCUUUUCAUUCGGUGUUGAGCUUAUAAAAUAGUUACAUGUCUUUGGUCAUUUAUUAAGCUCUUUAAGCAAAGGAACAUGAAUAUUUUUUUGCCAACAGAAAAUGGAGAUUGUACAUCAUGUGCAAACUUUUAUAAGGGAUUUAACAUUUUUUCUUAUUAGCUAUUUUAAUUAUGGCAUUUUAGAAAUCUGUGCCCUAAAUCUUGAUUAGCCACUGUAAAAUUAUAUUCUGUGUUACCUUUGGGCUGUGCAUAAAGUUCUAGAAACUGUAAUGGAUUGAGAGACAGAUUGGUGUGAUUAGCAGCUUGUUUUCCUUUCAUCGAAGGUACUUGUGAGGACAAAGCUACACUUUUGCUUCUUGACACAAAACAUUAAAGGCUGGUCUUAGCGUGAAACCGUUAACAGGUGGCAGCUGAAAAAAAUUGGGCAUUGAGUUGGUUGAUGAAGAUAAUCAAGGUUUGAGGGCAGAUUGUCCCACGUUAGUUUGGGGGCUGGUGGGAGGCCCAGGAUAUCCUUGACGGAUCGUUCCCCUGCUGGUUGCAGAUAUGCCAAAAGAUGAUUGGAAAUCUUACAACUGGUUAAAUGUUGUAGUACAAAAGGCCAGUAGAAACGGCCCACAAAUACAUUUGUUUUAUUGCAAAUACAUAUUUCCUGUUUAUGCUUUUGACAGUAUGACAAGCUAAACUUGACAUUUUCAAUUAAUAGUUAAAAAUGCAAUCCUAUAUUGUCUUCUCAGAAGUGAAUCUCAUUGUUUUUAGGAGGCUUUACCCAGAUUUAAGUUUUAAAAAAUGGUUGCUUGGCUGGUGAUAUUAGUUGACAGCCUUUUUUAAUGAGGAAGUGAGCAUCUUAAAACUAUUUGAAAAUCAAAUGCUCUGCAAAUGCUGUCUAAUUCUUAAUGACAGUUGCUCUGAUUUAUAUUUUCCUGCUGAUAGUAGAAGGUAAGUAAUUUUGGAGGAGGAACAGACGUGAUUCCACAGAAAUUGUUGUGGUUUCUUUUCACUCACAGAUCCUCUCUCGGACGUUUGCGUCCUGCAUUAUAUAUCUAGGUUUCAGAAGCUGAAAUCUGGCUCUUUUUUUGUUGCUGUAUAAUGCAGUGUAGCGGCUGGGACUGCAUGACAUUCUAGAUUAGGCAAAAAUGGGGUUGGGUACUUUAUAAUAUUCCGUGCGCUGUGAGAAACUAGCCAUCGUUUUCCCUUGUGGGAAUCAGGCCAUCCUAUUAAAUCGCCUCGUGGUUUUUCCCACAUGGAAGGAACUGGGGCAGCAGCUUCACGUUUCUUGAUGUACGUGCCCGUCUACGGGGGUGUCUGCAGGGUAUGGUCAAAAAAGGCAAGCUGGCAGCUGUGUUCUAGCGACUGUCUGCCGUCGGGCCGAAACAGAAAGAAGGGAGCCUGCGAUGGCGUAAGGCAGGAUUUCUGUGUUUCUUUGGUAAGGUCCCCUGCUCCUGGUUUCAGCCCUGCACCACUGCCCUCUGAACUGAGAAACAGAGCGACGUUUGCAAGAGCAAACAGCCUUAAGUUAAAUCAAUGCUUGGAAUAGCUGGUGAUGGAAUGACGGCCGAACUUCCACGUGUAACGUCGUAUAGUUCAAAACCACCAGCAGAGUCAUGAAUGAACUCCAGGUGAAUUCGGAAUACCCGGGUCCUUGACUCAAGAUGCUUCCCUGCUAAGCAGAGCAGAGCUUAACACAGCUAAUUCCUUUGAUUGAAAUCAGUGCAUCUUGCAGGAACUUCUGUGCUUGUAUCUUUAAUACAACCUGUUUGCCCAAAAAUCCCAUUUUUGCUGCAGCUUGUUUGGAACAUUAGCACCAAGCUGACAGUUCAAGUGCAGGUGAAGGGAAAUGGUGUUACAGUUUUAACAUAAGCCAUGAUUUUGCUGUGGCUUCAUAUGCUUAAACUGGAGGUACUAAAUCUGCAUUUGAUCUCUCCUCACUUUUCUCCUCCAGGAUCAACCUUGUUUAUAAGCAGCUUGGUGAUACUUGCUAGGAGUGAGUACAAUGAGCAGAUUCACACUCUCAUAGUCCUUUUGUAACAUUCCCCUUCUUUUAUUCAGAAAUGUGUGUGUAAAUCUGUGACGCCAUAUGUACUAUAGAAUGAGACUGUCGGAAGGGGUGAUUCGGGCCACUGAAUCCAAAUCCAGAUUAAAGCACCGACGUUUGGCCUCCCCUUGAAUGCGUCCAGUGACAGGGAACCCGUCCCUCUCUGCGUCCUGGGUUUCACUGUUGAGUUUCUCUUACAGUUAGGAACUUUUUUGCUGACAUUCAGUUGGAAGCUGACUUCUCGUAACUUAUACCUGUGGUUCCAGUCCUGUGUUCUCAGAUGAGAGAGAACAGCAGAUUUGCAAAUGUAUCUGCGCACCUGAUAUAGAGGGGAGGGUGAAGGUGGGGUUCAUUCUCACAAAGUGUGUUGCAAGUGGUGGGCGUGGAGACGCUGAGACUAGUAGGGUGAGGUCCAGAGUGGUGGCAGAGGGUUUUGGAAGAGGGGGUGCCCUUUCAGGGAUCCCUCUCUAUCAACUGCAAUCCUUUUAAGGAAGGUGGGUUUCUGGUUGCUUUGAAGUGCUCUCCCAGCCUUUCUCCUUUUCUGAUCUCGUAGGGCUGAUCCCGAGAAAGAUGGCAGGGAACGUCAGUCAUGCAUACGUUUGUUCCCUGCCAUCUUUCUCGGAAAACUGCCCAGCUCUUCCCUAUCAUUCAUCUGCUGCUUUCUGCCUCCUGCAAGUCAUCUCCAAACCUGUUUUCCUAAGGGGAAAUCCAAAACUUUCCUUCACAAGAUGGACUCUCACCACUUCUUUCACUCCAGAAAGACGCUAUCCGGCACCCGGCUGGGCUGAUCGCAUCUGAGGUUGGACGCCAGCAACCGAGUUCCAGCUGCGUCAGCAGUGAAUGCGGCUAGACCCACCUUACUCAAAACACUGGUCACCCCAGGCUUUGCCUUGCUGUUGCUCCCCAUCCCUGCCUCCCUGCACCAGAAUGGUGCAGAAAGUCUCAGUGCUUUUAAAUUCUCUCUGUACUGGUAUAAGGAUGGACAUGAGAUAACCCAGAUGUUCCUCUGUUAUUUAUAUUGAAAUAAAAAGAGCUCUUGUACAGAAA
Molecule: messenger RNA, 4518 nt
Organism: Python bivittatus (Burmese python)
Lineage: Eukaryota; Metazoa; Chordata; Lepidosauria; Squamata; Pythonidae
Source: RefSeq, a predicted model, not a curated record